Galeopterus variegatus (Sunda flying lemur) is the source of this 1579-nucleotide messenger RNA. It is a transcript of the gene TOMM40L, whose product is annotated as translocase of outer mitochondrial membrane 40 homolog (yeast)-like. The transcript is spliced from 10 exons. Gene Ontology annotation, cellular component: mitochondrial outer membrane translocase complex; mitochondrial outer membrane. The coding region runs from base 275 to 1201 and encodes 308 amino acids. Gene Ontology annotation, molecular function: transmembrane protein transporter activity. The record is from RefSeq and is a predicted model, not a curated record. Gene Ontology annotation, biological process: protein import into mitochondrial matrix. NCBI's taxonomy places the organism in Eukaryota, Metazoa, Chordata, Mammalia, Dermoptera, Cynocephalidae.
GCCCAGUUCCAAGAUGGCGCUCAUGGCCACAAUGGGAAUGCAGCGUGAAGCCGCAGUCUUGCCAUCACUCAAGAUGGCUGCCCCCAUCAAGAUGACCGGGUGUGCCCGGGAGAAAGGGACAGCAUGAUGAUCUGAGAUGGUCUAGCAUCGGACCAUGUGGAAGUUUCUGGGACUGGGGAACCAGAUGAUGGAGGGUGGGGCCCGUGGUGGGUAGAGAGCGCACUAGCGUCCUUUCCUAGGCUAACCCCGUCCCCUCCCUGUCAUCUGAACUAAAAUGGGGAACACAUUGGGCCUGUCACCGAUGGGGACUUUGCCCCGCCGGGGCCCCCGCCGAGAGGAACCUCUGCCCAACCCUGGGAGCUUCGAUGAACUGCACCGGCUAUGCAAAGAUGUAUUCCCAGCACAGAUGGAGGGAGUGAAGCUUGUUGUCAACAAGGUUCUGAGCAGCCAUUUCCAGGUGGCUCACUCGGUGCACAUGAGUGCCCUGGGCUUGCCGGGCUAUCACCUCCAUGCGGCCUAUGCAGGGGACUGGCAGCUUAGCCCCACUGAGGUGUUCCCCACUGUGGUAGGGGAUAUGGACAGCAGCGGCAGCCUCAACGCCCAGGUCCUGCUCCUCUUGACAGAGCAGCUCCGAGCUAAGGCUGUUUUCCAGACACAGCAGGCCAAGUUCCUGACAUGGCAGUUUGAUGGAGAGUACCGGGGAGAUGACUACACAGCCACUCUGACUCUAGGAAAUCCUGACCUGAUUGGGGAAUCGGUGAUCAUGGUGGCUCACUUCCUACAGAGCCUCACUCAUCGGCUGGUGCUGGGAGGAGAGCUAGUUUAUCACCGACGGCCAGGCGAAGAGGGGGCCAUCUUGACACUGGCUGGGAAGUAUUCAGCCGUACACUGGGUAGCUACAUUGAAUGUGGGAUCAGGCGGGGCCCAUGCAAGUUAUUACCACAGGGCAAAUGAACAGGUUCAGGUUGGAGUGGAGUUUGAGGCAAACACACGGCUACAAGACACAACCUUCUCCUUUGGUUACCACCUAACUCUGCCCCAGGCCAACAUGGUGUUUAGAGGCUUGGUGGAUAGUAACUGGUGUGUAGGUGCUGUGCUGGAGAAGAAGAUGCCCCCCCUCCCUGUCACCCUAGCCCUCGGAGCCUUCCUCAAUCACUGGCGCAACAGAUUCCAUUGUGGCUUCAGUAUCACUGUGGGCUGAGGUUGUCCCAGAACCAGUACGCACAGCAGCUGGAACCUCUGAGUCAGAUGCCCUAGGGCCAGAGACUAGGCCUAUCUCCAGAGUCCACCAUCCUGGGUAACUUCUAGGUCCCAGGAGCAGAGUGGGGGACAGGACCAUGCCCUCCUCAGAACUAGAGCUACCACAGGGGCAGCCAAUAGGGCAGUGGUUUGAGGCUACCACCUCUGCCACCAGCCCCACUAUCAUCGUCCUCGUGCUCUCAUGGCUCUGGACUAAGGGAGAAGUAUUAAGGGGUAUGUCUGGCUGAAUUCCCCCUUCCCCCUCUGCUUCCUUCUUUGUUUCCCUUUUGAUUAAAGCUCCUAGCCCCUUCGUCUUCGGAGCAGAAAAGUCUGCAUGGGA